Eimeria mitis is the source of this 528-nucleotide messenger RNA. RefSeq lists its product as uncharacterized. Gene Ontology annotation, molecular function: ice binding. Bases 1 to 528 code for a protein of 175 amino acids. Lineage: Eukaryota; Apicomplexa; Conoidasida; Eucoccidiorida; Eimeriidae. The transcript is spliced from 4 exons. The record is from RefSeq and is a predicted model, not a curated record.
AUGCUUUUGAUGUUAAUCUUAUUGAUAGACUCUCAGCUAUUAUCAGGUAUUUCAGCUGCUUUCAGCUUUAAACGAAGCGUCGUUAGAGCAGCAGCAGCAGCAGCAGCAGCAGCAGCAGGAACAGCAGCAGCAACAGCAGCAGCAGCAACAGCAGCAGCAGCAACAGCAGCAGCAGCAACAGCAGCAGCAGCAACAGCAGCAGUAACAGCAACAGCAGCAACAGCAGCAGCAGCAACAGCAGCAGCAGCAACAGCAGCAGCAGCAGCAAAAGCAGCAGCAGCAGCAUCAUCAUCAGCACACCUAAGAGGGCCUUUGAAUCCAGUUCGCAAAGCGUCGUUAGAGCAGCAGCAGCAGCAACAGCAGCAGCAAAAGCAACAGCAGCAGCAGCAGCAGGAGCAGCAGCAACAGCAAAAGCAGCAGCAACAGCAGCGGCAACAGCAGCAGCAGCAGCAACAGCAACAGCAGCAGCAGCAACAGCAGCAGCAGCAACAGCAGCAACAGCAGCAGCAUCAUCAUCAGCACACCUAA